This is a messenger RNA of Alternaria ventricosa, 432 nucleotides long. RefSeq names its product Thioredoxin-like 4A. The record is from RefSeq and is a predicted model, not a curated record. Bases 1 to 432 code for a protein of 143 amino acids. Gene Ontology annotation, cellular component: U5 snRNP; spliceosomal complex; U4/U6 x U5 tri-snRNP complex. Gene Ontology annotation, biological process: mRNA splicing, via spliceosome. The transcript has a single exon. Lineage: Eukaryota; Fungi; Ascomycota; Dothideomycetes; Pleosporales; Pleosporaceae.
AUGGGCUCCGUAGUCCUCCCCCACCUCCGCACAGGCUGGCACGUCGACCAAGCGAUCCUCAGCGAAGAAGACCGACUCGUCCUCAUCCGCUUCGGGCGCGACUCGGACCCCGACUGCAUGCAACAAGACGAAGUGCUCUACAAGAUCGCCGACCGCGUCAAAAACUUCUGCGCCAUCUACCUCUGCGACCUCGACGAAGUACCCGAUUUCAAAGCCAUGUACGAGCUCUACGACCCGUGUACCGUCAUGUUCUUCUUCCGCAACAAACACAUGAUGUGCGAUUUCGGAACGGGAAACAACAAUAAGCUGAAUUGGGUGUUGGAGGAUAAGCAGGAGUUUAUUGAUAUUAUUGAGACGGUUUAUCGGGGCGCGAAGAAGGGGCGGGGUUUGGUGGUUAGCCCGAAGGAUUAUUCUACCAGGUACAGAUAUUGA